Messenger RNA from Linnemannia hyalina, 660 nucleotides. The record is from the annotation of a GenBank genome assembly. Lineage: Eukaryota; Fungi; Mortierellomycota; Mortierellomycetes; Mortierellales; Mortierellaceae.
AUGCUUUUCAAGUCUGCUACCGCUCUCCUCGCCUUCGCCGGCCUCGUCGCUGCCCAGGGAACCCCCUCUGCUGACCUCAAGCACGGUGCCGCCCACGUCACCAACCUCAACGGUGAUUUCAUCGUCGACUUCACCUUCGACAAGGUCGAAGGCGGUAUUAACGUCACCCUCACCGGCCUCAAGGGUCUCUCGACCGCCAUGGCCAUCGACAAGGCCGCUGGUUACCAGUACCACAUCCACACCGACCCCGUCGGCCCCAACUAUGGCUGCAUGGCCACCAACGGACACUUGAACCCCUUCAACGGCACCGCUCCCUGCAACACCGCUAACGUGACCUCCUGCGAGAUUGGUGAUCUCUCUGGCAAGCACGGAAACAUUGUCCCCACCGCGGACGGCACCUUCUCCACCAUCCACUACAUCGACAACCAGUUGUCCUUCACCGAGCCCGCUAACGGUGCCUUGGUCGGACGCUCGGUUGUUAUCCAUAACAACGGUACCCGUAUUGCUUGCGGUAACUUGGUCGUUGACGGAUAUGGCAACACUACCACUACUGGUGGUGCCAACCCUGCCACAACCACUGCUGCCGGAAACUCGGCUGCCAAGCUCGUUGGCUCUGCUGCCCUCACCGGUGUUGUUGCCCUCUUCAUGAUGGCUCUUUAA